AACAAUCACGGCUUCAAAUCCACAACUUAAUCAAUGACUACCUCUGUCUCCUCCCUCCACCCCCCAGCGAUACCCAUUUACAUUCUCCGCGGCCACGGCGCCCCCAUUCACGCAUUGCAAAUAUUCAGCCAGAAUCUUCGACUUGUCUCCGGGGACGCCGACGGUUGGAUCGUCGUCUGGGAUCUUAUCUUCAAACGACCCGUAGCCGUAUGGAAGGCACAUGAGGGCGCUGUCCUAGAAGUCAAGGGGUUCAGCCGCGGAGGCGGGCGCUUGACCGAGAUUUAUACACAUGGCCGAGAUCACAAGUUACGCGUGUGGAGAUUCACAGUGGAGGAUGAGGAAAUUCUCCAGAAGACUCUGCCUGUUGAUUUGGGGGCACAGGCUACUACCACUCUUAACCAGAAACAAACAGCAAUUCAACCCUGGCUUAUGCAUAGCUUAUCAGUGAAUGCUUUGAACUUUUGCGCUUUUGCUAUGCUAUCUCUUCCGGACAGUGAAAGGGUCCCGCAACAACCGGACACAAAGAGCCGCACACCACCAUCAGCCGCCUUGAUCGCGGUCCCGAACGCGCUCGAUUCCGGUGCUGUCGACCUUUUCCAUUUACCCAGUGAGCGAAGGGUCUGUACCAUUCCUACAGACCCUGCCGUGAAGACAGGAAUGGUCAUGGCGGUCCAAUUGACUCGGACUUUUUCAUCGGAAGAUGUCUACGUCGCGGCUGCGUUUGAAGACGGUACUGUAAUGGUUUUCGCUUGCCGCGGGGUUUUUCAUGACGAUGAGCCCUCGGUUGACGCCGAAAGGAGUUGGAAAUGGGAACGGCUCUACCUGACCAAACCUCAUUCGCAGCCUGUCCUUUCUAUAGACCUCGCUCCAUCCAGAGAUGUGUCAAUACAAAGCAUGCCGGACAACAAGGGUUAA
Messenger RNA from Aspergillus nidulans FGSC A4, 915 nucleotides. RefSeq names its product WD40 repeat domain-containing protein. The coding region runs from base 34 to 915 and encodes 293 amino acids. The record is from RefSeq and is a predicted model, not a curated record. NCBI's taxonomy places the organism in Eukaryota, Fungi, Ascomycota, Eurotiomycetes, Eurotiales, Aspergillaceae. The transcript has 3 exons.